Pelodiscus sinensis (Chinese soft-shelled turtle) is the source of this 1001-nucleotide messenger RNA. The record is from RefSeq and is a predicted model, not a curated record. NCBI's taxonomy places the organism in Eukaryota, Metazoa, Chordata, Testudines, Trionychidae.
AUGGCUUUCUCCAGCCUGUGCUAUCCAGAAUGCGGGGUGGCCCGGCCCAGCCCCGUCUCUGGUACCUGCAACGAGCCGUGCGUUCGGCAGUGCCCUGACUCCGAAGUGGUGAUCAGACCCUCCCCGGUUGUGGUGACCCUCCCCGGACCAGUUCUCAGCACCUUCCCUCAGCAGAGCGAAGUGGCAGCCGUAGGAGAACCUGUGGUGGGAGCCGGCUACGGGGGCUCCUUCGCUAACGGGGGAUUGUACGGCUAUGGAGGCCGUUACGGAGGGUUGUUCGGUUAUGGGGGUUAUGGUUAUGGAGGCCGUUACGGUUAUGGGGGCUUAUGGGGCUACCCAGGCUUUUAUGGUAACGGAGGGUACUGGGGCUACCCAGGACGUUAUGCUCAUGGGGGAUACUGCGGCUACCCAGGCUUUUAUGGUAAUGGAGGGUUCUGGGGCUACCCAGGUCGUUAUGCUCACGGGGGAUACUGCGGCUACCCAGGCUAUUAUGGUAACUGGGGAUACCCGGGAUAUUAUGGUGGAUUAUGCGGUGGAUACGGGGGAUAUGGCCGCAGGUACCUUGGUGGAUACUGUGGGCCUUGCUAAACCCAGCAGGCCCAUCCGUGGCAGACCCAGGCAAUGAACGGCCGGAUACAGAUUCCCCCCUGAGCUUUGGGGCUUGGCUUUCAGACGUGCUGGGCAAACCCGGCUCCAGCUGAGCUCAGUGGGAGCUGUGUGUGCUCAGCCCUGGGUCUGGGAGCCAGGCUGCAUUGCUCCCCUCACGCUUCAUGGCUCCUUCUGCUCCUGCUUUGCCAGCCCCGCGCUGAGUCUCCUCCUGGCCUGUGGGCUCCUCCUGAGUGACACACAGACCAUUUCCCAUCAAUCGGGGGAAAACGUGGAAGGCAGGAGAUGGGUUGCAAAGCACCUUGGAACUCGGGACCGACUUUCUCUCCGCUCUGUCGAAUCGCUUUCUGUCACUGCACUGCCAAUGCCAUUCACAUUAAAACUCUGCUGCAUCA